AUCAAACAACAACCAAAGAAAAAACAAACCAAAAGUGUAUUUAUUGAUUCACGAAAGAGCAAAGCCAAGGAAGAGACAAAACCCACCGAGGCUGGCUAUAUAUCACAGGGCAAGGUGGAGUUGUGGACUGAACCACACACACAGAGAGAGAGAGAGAGAGAGAGAGCUGUGUGUGUUUAGGCUAAAGUUUAGACCUUUUUGCCUUUUGUGCUUUGUGCAUGGGAGGAGAGAUGGAGUUUUCGGAAAUGGUAGAUGAGGAGAACAGCAGUGGCGAAUCUGGAUGGACCAUGUACCUCGAUGAUGCCUUCAAUGGAAAUGAGCAUUCUGGUGUUGUUGAUGAUUUCCACGAGAGAGAUGAUGACGAUGAUGAUGAUGAUGACGACGACUCGAUGGCUUCUGAUGCCUCUUCAGGGCCAAGCAACCAGCUUCAAAGGGACAACACAAAGCAUGCAGCUGCAGAGAACAGUUCCAAACAACAAGUGAUCAUACAUCAACAUCAUCAACUGACCGAGAAGGCGAAGAAGAAAUCAUCUGCAGAUGAAAAGAAGAAGUCACUGCUCAACGCUAGGACAAGAACCACUGCAGCUAGCCAUGUUCAAACCAGAAACAAGAUGAGCAAGACCACUUGAAGGUACCGCCAGGUU
This is a messenger RNA of Tarenaya hassleriana, 644 nucleotides long. Its product is annotated as 39 kDa FK506-binding nuclear protein. Bases 219 to 629 code for a protein of 136 amino acids. The record is from RefSeq and is a predicted model, not a curated record. The transcript has a single exon. Gene Ontology annotation, biological process: cytokinin biosynthetic process. Lineage: Eukaryota; Viridiplantae; Streptophyta; Magnoliopsida; Brassicales; Cleomaceae.